Messenger RNA from Suillus fuscotomentosus, 546 nucleotides. RefSeq lists its product as uncharacterized. The record is from RefSeq and is a predicted model, not a curated record. NCBI's taxonomy places the organism in Eukaryota, Fungi, Basidiomycota, Agaricomycetes, Boletales, Suillaceae. The annotation marks the transcript as partial. The transcript is spliced from 5 exons.
UAUCCUGGGGCAUCAUCCGAUAACGCUCCAGCUUACUGUUUCGUCGCUUCUGUGCGUGACUGUCCAGUAAAGCUUCUGGAUGCUUCGGGUGGAAGGCUGAGGGCCUCAUACCCGAUUAUCGAUCAUCGUGAGAGGUUCAUCGCUUCUCACAGCCGACAAUUUCAUUUGUAUUUGAUAAUAAUCACCACGUGCAUCACGCACACCAAGAAUAUACUGCGAUCCGAAGAUGCCAUCGAGAACUUCGACGUACAACAACCUGGGGAGGGCGAUCGGCUCCCGACCACGCCCUCCAAGAAAAGCAAGCAUGACCUCAAAGGCAAGACGCUCAUAUCCAGCGUAGCUUUCUCUUCCUCCUACGACUAUUAUGCGAUCGGCAGCCUAACACCUUCCUCACAAGCGAUGGAUAGUAUUCUGAGUACAAUUAACCAGCUAUCAUACCUAUAUGAGGCAGAGAUUCUCAUUCCGGACUUAUCUUAUCCCUCACAGCUGAAUUUUAACCCAACAAAACCGCAUAUUCUGUAUGCCGCAUUUCGUCAACACAAUUAA